This is a messenger RNA of Notothenia coriiceps (black rockcod), 5819 nucleotides long. It is a transcript of the gene rad54l2, whose product is annotated as RAD54 like 2. NCBI's taxonomy places the organism in Eukaryota, Metazoa, Chordata, Actinopteri, Perciformes, Nototheniidae. Gene Ontology annotation, molecular function: ATP hydrolysis activity; ATP binding. The record is from RefSeq and is a predicted model, not a curated record. Gene Ontology annotation, cellular component: nucleus. The transcript has 22 exons. The coding region runs from base 185 to 4705 and encodes 1506 amino acids.
UACACUGGAACAAAUUGGAAAUUAGCAACGUUUAUCAGUUGAUUUCAUUUAAAUAGGUUCUGUGGGAUUAAAUCGGUCUGUGGUUGUCUGAACAGCGAGGUUUCUGGAGAAGCGCAGCGCAGCCGCAUGCACGGGCACCUAAUGAAGGUGUGCAAGUAAUAUUUUGAGAGCCUAGUAAGACACCAUGUCUGAAGAGGCAGUUUCAGAAAGUGACCUGGAGCCCAGCCUUAACAGUGAAUUGGAGUAUUUGGACAACGAGGAAGAGGAGGACAAUGAAGACCUGGAGGACGAUGAGGAUGACAAUGAUGGAGACGAUGAAGAUGAUGAUGGUGUCGAACGGCCUGGGAGUUCACAGAGCAGGACGGAAGCCACUCAGGAUGGCAGGGACUCCCCUUCAGCUACCUCCGGAGAGCCGUCCCCCGAGCCUCCGUCCCAGCCCGCGUCCCCAACCUCCCCCAGACCCUCCUCCAGACCUGCCUCUAGCUCUCCGCCUCCGACAGGCCCAGAAAACCCAAGCAAGAGCAAGCCAGCUUCCAGCAAAACAAAGAAACAUAAAUCCUCAAAAUCAUCCAAAUCUUCCAAGUCCUCAAAAGGCUCCAAACUUUCAAAGCUAUCGAAGCCCGUACACAUGAGGAAGAAUAUCAGAAAGAUGCUGAAUGAGGAUCAGUUGGAGGCUGGGACCAAGGCUGCCCAACAGGAGGAGAUGGACCGGCGGAAACGUCUGGAGCAGCAGAGAAAGGACUUCCCUACAGCAGCUGUCCCAGAAGCUCAGCUUGUGGACACUGCUUCAAUUUUAGACGAAGUAUCUCACUUGGUCCCUGCUCUGCUCAGCAAGCAGGAUGUGAUCUGUCUGGACAGCAGUGGUGAUGAGGAUGACAUAAAGGACCCCAUGCUGCCUGCACUUGACAUUAGAGAUGAUAUAAUCGAGCUUAGUUCUGGCGAUGAAGACGCCUUGCAGAUAAGCAGCGAGUCGGCCGAUGAGGAUGCUGAUGGCACCACAGAGGAAAGCAGCGGGGCGCACAUCAAUGACGUUUUGAAUCUGCCUGAUGCCCAGGGUCAAGUGCUGGUAAACAUCAGUCACCCUGCAGAGGAGAAAGACAUUUACCUCGCUCCACAGCUGGCCAAGGCGGUCAAACCUCACCAGGUUGGGGGAAUCCGGUUUCUCUAUGACAACCUCAUUGAGUCCCUGGAGCGGUAUAAAACGAGCAGUGGCUUUGGCUGCAUCCUCGCUCACAGCAUGGGGUUGGGCAAGACACUGCAGGUCAUCUCCUUCACUGACAUCCUACUGAAGAAUACUGAGGCUCACACUGUGCUGUGCAUUGUUCCUGUGAACACACUUCAGAACUGGCUGACAGAGUUUAACCUCUGGCUCCCACCACAAGAAGCUCUUUACCCGGACACUGACCCUGCAGUCAUCACAGGCCGCACCUUCAGAGUCCACAUUCUCAACGAUGAGCACAAAACCACGAUGGCCCGAGCCAAAGUUGUGGAGGACUGGUCUAGAGAGGGAGGGGUGUUGCUGAUGGGUUAUGAGAUGUACCGCCUGCUAUCUAUGAAGAAGAGUUUUGUGACGGGUAAGAAGAGGAAAUCAAAGAAGCCAGCAGGACCAAUCAUCAUCGACCUGGAUGAAGAAGAUAGACAGCAGGAACUCAUGAAAGGUAUUGAAAGGGCCAUAGCGCGGCCUGGCCCAGACGUGGUCAUAUGUGACGAGGGUCAUCGAAUUAAAAACUACCAUGCCAGCACAUCACAGGCCCUGAAGAACAUCCGCUCCCGGCGCAGAGUAGUCCUGACUGGUUACCCAUUGCAGAACAACCUCACUGAAUACUGGUGCAUGGUGGACUUCGUUAGGCCCGACUUUUUGGGAACACGUCAGGAGUUCAGCAACAUGUUUGAGCGGCCCAUUCUUAACGGGCAGUGCAUGGACAGCACACCUCAAGAUGUACGCUUGAUGCGCUACCGCAGCCACGUGCUGCACAGCCUGCUGGAGGGUUUUGUCCAGAGACGAGGUCAUGAUGUGCUCCGAGACCAGCUCCCCUCCAAGGAGGAGCAUGUGAUGUUGGUGCGGCUCUCUCCCAUUCAGAGGGCGCUGUAUAACGAGUUCAUGAAACGCUUCCGAGAAGCAGGGAACAGUGGCUGGCUCGGCCUGAACCCCCUCAAAGCCUUCUGUGUGUGCUGCAAGAUCUGGAAUCACCCAGACGUCCUCUAUGAAGCCCUGCAGAAGGAGAAUCAGGCCAACGAGCAGGACCUGGACCUGGACGACAUCACUUCGGCGAGUAACGCCCGUUGCAAUGCAUCCGGUGCUGGCCUCAAAGCCAAAGUAGCCGACUCAAGCAACAGCAAAGUCAACAACACCCUGCCACUAGUCAAUCACUCUCAGGAAAGAGCCAACCAAGUCAUCACAUAUGAAUGGGCAAAGGGCAUAAUGUCAAACUACUGCACAGGACUUCUGGAGAAUUCUGCCAAGAUGACGCUGCUCUUCCAUUUGAUUGAGGAAAGCGUACAAAAGAGAGACAAGAUCUUAGUCUUCAGUCAAAGUUUGUCCACCCUGACGGUCAUUGAGGAGUUCUUAGCAAAGAGACCCAUGCCAGCAGGCGUCACCCCCCCUGACACCCAGAGGCAAACCUGGGUUCGCAACCUCAAUUACUACAGACUGGAUGGGAGUACAUCUGCCUCAGAAAGAGAGCGCCUUAUAAAUCAAUUCAAUGACCCAGAGAACACCGCAGCAUGGGUCUUCCUACUUUCUACAAGGGCGGGAUGCUUGGGGGUAAAUCUGAUCGGGGCCAACCGUGUCGUUGUGUUUGAUGCCUCCUGGAACCCGUGUCACGAUGCUCAGGCGGUGUGUCGGGUGUACCGCUACGGUCAGAGGAAACCUUGCUUCAUUUACCGCCUCGUCUGUGAUUUCACCUUGGAGAAAAAGAUCUAUGACAGACAAGUCUCCAAACAGGGCAUGUCCGACCGUGUGGUUGACGACCUGAACCCAGUGCUGAACUUCACCCGUAAGGAAGUGGAGUCGCUGCUGCAUUUUGUGGAAGAAGAACCUGAUCAAAGCCCUCAUCACAUGGGGGAUGAGUUUGAAGCUGUGAUGCAAAACGCUUGUCAGCUUUACCCACACCUCAUCUCCAAGCAACCUUUUCAUCACGAAUCUCUGCUGGUGGACCGGAAAGAGUCGAAACUGACCAAAGCAGAGAAGAGAGCGGCCAAGAAGAGCUAUGAGGAUGAGAAACGAGCCUCUGUGCCCUACUCUCGCCCCUCAUACGCCCCUUAUUACCCAACGAGUGAUCAGACACUCACAAACAUACCGGCAUUUACCCAACGCGGCUGGCGUGCCAUGGUGCGGCCGGAUGACAAGCCUGUGGCAAGUGUUAGACCCAUCCAGUCAACCCCAAUUCCCAUGAUGCCCCGCCAGGCCGGCAUGGGCAUGUCUGGCUCCAGCUCUGUGGGCAGCCUGCCUGUCAACUUCUUGCAGAAAGCUGGAGUUUAUGUGCAAAGGAUUACCACCACAACUGAUAUUGUAAUCCCAGGAUCCAACAGCACAACAGACGUUCAAGCUAGAAUUUCUGCAGGAGAGAGCAUCCAUGUGAUCAGAGGAUCAAAAGGUACCUACAUUAGGACAAAUGAUGGAAGGAUUUUUGCUAUUCGAUCUGGAAAAAUCACUAGGCAAGCUGUUGGGGGCUCUGCUGCCUCAAGAGACAUCCAGGGCUCCCAUAUCAAUGCGCUCAGUAACGGCUGUUUGUCGCCUGCGGAUCAUCAGCAGGGCUCUCCCAGCGAGGAUGGGCGGCCGUCCUCUCCCUUGAGCUCGGAGAUCCUCAGAGAGCUCAGCCGCUACACUUCAUCCACAGGAGAUGCCAAUGCCGGCAGUGGGAAUGAGUUACCGUCAGAAAUGUUGGCAUUACCAGCGGGUGAUGAAGGAAGUUCGCAAUACAACCAGAGCGGUGAUCUGAGCAGGCAACUCGGUGAAGACCUCUUGAGCUCCGCUUUAGAGAUGCGUGGCAGCAAGCGCAGAAGCACUGAGAGCCAGGGCAACACACCGAUAGGAGGCAAACGCUCUUCUUCUGCUGCAUCACGUUACCCCGGACUGUCCAUGGGCUCCAGUGGGCUCAGUUUCCCCCCCGGUGGUCUGAACUCCUCCUCCCUGCUGGGGAACAUGGGUCACAUGAAUCACCCUCUUCUAAUGGGUGGUAGUGGAGGGUCUUCAUUCCUUCAGGCUCCAGGACAAACCCUGGCUGACCUACAGACCAUGUUCACCUCUGCAGGCUCGGACCUACUGAGACAGCCGUCCACAGGGAACGGACACCUGCCCACCCCCUCCUCCUCGUCCUCCUCUAUGUCUCCCGUUUACUCCUCUGCUUCGGCCACCAUCCCUAUGUCAUCUACACCCUCGACAGCGACUUCCUCCUCCCUGGCUUCAGGUUCUCUGCCUCCCUACCUGAUGAAUCCCAACAUGGCCGACCUGCUCUCGUCAGGCUUCCCCCUCAACUACAGUCAGUCGCUGCUCUCUGACUCCAGGAUGUUCUCCAGCCCUCUCCUUUCAGGGGGAUUUCAAACGCCCAACUCCAGCUCUAACACAUCCAGUUUCCUCUCCCAUUUCAACAACCCAACUUCCAGCCUUUUGGGGGCAGCUCUCACCCAACCCGACAUACAUCAGAGUACGGAGAACGGCGGCAGUAGUUCUGAUGACGAUGUUAUUGAGGUGACAGGACAGUAGAGACCUAAGAAGCCCUGGAGAUGCAGUUUCACACAUAAAACAGUUUAAUCUUUUAAAGUUUUAAAACUAGAUUGACUGUUAUAGUAUCUACCCGAUUUGUAGGAACUGAUGAUUGAUAGACAGGCGUAUUGGCAUACUCUGAAUAUGUAAUUACAUCAUAAAGAAGACAGAAAGGGAAAUUCCACAAUGAUGACUUAACUGGUCAUCUAGAUUUUAAAUGCACAAAUAAAUACAACUUUUCAGGAACUAAAAAGAUAAUUGUUAAUCCAAAACAACAACUUAGAAUUUGGAAAAGCUUGUGAUAAGUUAAAUGUGUUUCAAGCCCUUUAAAUCAGUUUUACAUAAUCACCAGUGAAGUGAACUGUAAUACCAUUCCUAAUGGUCUCAUGAAACUAUACACAAACACACACACACACACACACAGAUUCUCACCUGCAAGGAGAACUUGUACCUCAAUGACUUUUCGAAGUCAGAGUAACAUCCUUAUGCUGAAUAUCUGGGACUUGUUCAGCUGAAGCAUCAGAGCAGUGGGAUCAGAACUUUGUCGUUUGGGGACCAGCUGAAUCUUUCCGAGGCUUUCUAGCCUCACCUGCUACACUUUAAAGCGAGGCCUCGUCUUUCCUUUAUUUUUAUUUCCCCUGAGUUCAGAACAAGUCGUGAUGAAAACAGUUUCAUGUCCGAUUGCCUCAUGAUAUAUUGCUGUGAAACAGUCUAGUACAAACCAAAAUUUGACUUACUGUUCCACAUGUCAGCAGUACUCACCUGCUGAACACGUAUAAUAACACAAUCAUUUUCUUUCAGCACAGUUUCCUUUCUAGUAAACAAUACUAGAAAGUUAAAAAGUACAAAUAACUCACAAUGGCCACAGAACGUGGGCUUAAUGUUUUUAAAAAUCCUACUAAGCUUACCUUUUAACCCAGAAAUCUUAGGCUCUCUGAGAAUACUUUACUCUUUAGCAAUUUGAUAGGCGUUGUAGCAUCCUCUAUUGAAAGGAUAUUAUGUGUGAUACUAUAACUGAAUAUGUUGAUACUUUGUAUAUAGCAGUCAUUAUCAUUGUUUAUAUUGCAAGUCAAUAAUGUGCAGUGUGUAGAUUUUGGUUGUAGGGAGAGGUUUU